Molecule: messenger RNA, 273 nt
Organism: Dictyostelium discoideum AX4
Lineage: Eukaryota; Evosea; Eumycetozoa; Dictyosteliales; Dictyosteliaceae
Exons: 2
Coding region: 1-273 (90 amino acids)
Source: RefSeq, a predicted model, not a curated record
AUGUGUGAUAUAUAUAAAAUAAUAAUAAUAAUAAUCAAUAAAAAAAAAGGGGGGGUAAAUAAUAAUUAUAUAUAUUAUAAUGAAUAUACUUUAUUUUAUUUUUUUUUAUGUAUUGUUAUUAUAUAUAUAUAUUUUUUGACUGUUGUUGUUGUUAUUAGUUUUUGGUUGUUGUUAUUAAUUUUUCAAAUAAAUCGAAUUGAAAUAAAAUUCGGACCACCAUCACCACACUAUUUUGAUUUAUUUAAAUAUUUCAAUUUUUAUUUUUUGGGAUAA